Topomyia yanbarensis is the source of this 2266-nucleotide messenger RNA. Its product is annotated as UDP-glycosyltransferase UGT4-like. Lineage: Eukaryota; Metazoa; Arthropoda; Insecta; Diptera; Culicidae. The record is from RefSeq and is a predicted model, not a curated record. Gene Ontology annotation, molecular function: UDP-glycosyltransferase activity. Bases 34 to 1596 code for a protein of 520 amino acids. The transcript has 5 exons.
AUUGAACUAGUGCUCGCGGACAAGUUCAAUGCAAUGUUUAGUAUAGUAUAUAGAGUUCUGCUGCUCUCUGUUUUCAACUGGAAUGCAUUGGAAGCAGCUAAAAUAUUGGGAGUUUUUCCAACACCUUCGAAAUCCCACUGGAUAUUGGGUUCAUCGCUACUAAAAGAAUUAGCUCUGGAAGGACAUGAGGUUACUGAUAUGAGUCCAUUCAAACUUUCGGAACCACCGGCAAAUUAUCAUCAUGUUGAAAUUAAAGUACAGAUGGAGUUUUUCAACGAUUUGCUUGAUAAUCUCUUCAAAAACCAUGAUAAAAAUCCCGUUCAAAAGAUGAUUGAAAUGUACAGAGCCAUCAACAAUGUGUCCAACAGCACACUCCGGUCUCCGGAAGUACAAGCAUUGCUACGAUCUAACCAGCAGUUCGACUUGGUGAUUUUGGAAAUUUUUCUUGAUCACGCUUUGCUUGGAUUCGCGGAGCACUUCAAAUGUCCCAUUAUCGGAACGACCACUCAUGGUGUACUGGACUGGAUCAACUUACUGGUAGGAACACCUCAGCCCCUGUCCUACGUACCACAUGUGCAUCUUCAUUUCACCGAUCGUAUGAACUAUUGGCAACGGCUAGCGAACGUGCUUUUCAACCUUCUUGACAAGACUUUACUAUCCAUACUGGUCGAUCCGGUGCAGGAUCAGUUGUAUCAAGAAGCAUUCCCGAAUGCUAAGAGGUCUCUAGAUGAGCUGAGGAAGCAUGCAGUGUCGUUGGUUUUGGUGAACAGUCACUUCAGUCUUAGUUUCCCGCGUCCAUAUGUUCCGAAUAUGAUCGAAAUCGGAGGGUUCCACGUGAACCGUAAAGCUAAUCCUCUGCCAUCGAAUAUCCGCAACUUUAUUGAUAACUCAACACAUGGUGUGGUCUACUUCUCCUUAGGCACCAAUCUCAAACCAUCGAAAAUAGAACAGGAGAAGCGGGAUGCCAUACUGAAGGCACUAUCAAAACUAAAGCAAACCGUAAUAUGGAAGUGGGAUGACGAAUCUCUAGUGUUGGAUAAAAAUAAGUUCCUUCUGGCGAAAUGGCUUCCCCAGGAUGACAUUUUGGCUCAUCCGAACGUGAAACUAUUCAUAACCCACGGGGGACUGCUGAGUUGCACCGAAUCAAUUCACCAUGGGAAGCCGGUAGUGGGAAUUCCUAUUUUCGCAGAUCAACUUUUAAACAUGGCCCGCGCGGAACUGGCCGGUUGGGGUGUUGGAGUUAGUUUUGGGAAUCUCACCGAAGAAUCUCUCAGUCUUGCACUGAACGAGGUGCUCAAUAAUGAAAAAUACGCGAAUAAUGUGCAAACUAUUUCCAAACGAUUGCGUGAUCAACCCUUGCUGCCAAUGGAUCUGGCCAAGUAUUGGGUGAACUAUGUCCUCCGACAUGAUGGUGCCGAGCACAUUAAAUCCUCUGCGCAAUACCUCAACUUUAUCGAAUAUAACAACCUUGACGUGUACUUCUCCAUUGCGGCUUUGUGUGGACUGGUUCUAACUCUGACAUUGAAGUUGAUUUGCGUAGUUUUCAUGUGUUUGAAAAGGAAUCCGUCGCAGCUACGAAAGAAGAAAAUGGACUAGGGUGGACGUUCCCUAAUUUAUUUUAGUUCCUUUAUUUGUUUUAUUUGUUGGUGAACUUGGUUCAUGUCAACGUCACAAUUCCAAUCAUCUCGACACGCAAUGUUUCCCCUAAUUAUAGCAUCAUUUGCUAUAUGUAUAAUCAUAUAUUUUUCUCCGGAGAACAUUAAUCACUCAUUUUAAAAGAUAUCAUAGAAAUUUGAAAAACAAAUUAAUUAGUUUGUUUUAGGAAAAGACGUUUUUCUAAAUAUCGAUUGGGUUAUUUUGACAUUGAUUGAAAAUUAAAAAUAUUAGAAUAGUUAUAGAUUUGGCGUUUCGACUACGUCUCAUCAGAAUCAGCAACAAGCACUAGCGGAUUGACGAUAGUUACAAAAAAUGAGACACAAUUUCUGAUCCUAAGCAAACCCCUAGUCAAGUGUGAUAUCCCGCAAGAAAAGAAGUUCUGAUUAAACUUCUCAGAACUAAAGGGUGUUCCGAAGAAUUUCUUAAACAAGAAUGUGUGUAAAUCAGUCAAACUUUCAAUCAAAUUAUGUUUCUUUCGCAUGUUCAAUUGGGUCAUUAAAUGAGAAAAAAUAAUGUUUUUUUAUUACAUCAUACAUCGAUAAAGCUAAUUUUCGUGAUCACAACAAAAAAAAUUUCCAACUCAGGAAAUGUGAAAAUAAAAUUUAAAUUU